GUGUACCGGAAGAGCAGGUGCAACACCGAAAAUCAUCCGAGCAUCUCUUUGACAACAAGAACCCCGACAUCAGAAACCGACCCAGGAUCCGCAGAGAGGCCCGUAGAAGACCUGGAAGAGGAUCACCUUUAUCUGCUGUAUCUCCUCUGAGAGUCCGGACCAUCAUGACUCUGAACCAGAACCACUCCGAGUCCGGAGGAGGAGUCAUCAUCAACAACAGCGAGAGCGUUUUGAUGAACUACGAUAACGUGGAGCUGGUUUUCUGCGACGCCGAACGCCUGCCCGAAGCUUUCAGGAAGAGCAAGAAGGGAGGCAUCUACCUCACUCCCUACCGGGUGAUCUUCGUGGCGAAAAGCCGUGAUUUGCUGCAGUCCUUCAUGAUGCCCUUCUACCUCAUAAAGGGCUGCGAGGUCAAGCAGCCGGUGCUCGGAGCCAACUACAUCAAAGGAACCGUCAAUGCUGAGCCUGGAGGAGGCUGGGAGGGCAGCGCCUCUUUCAAACUGGUGUUUGCAGCAGGAGGAGCCAUCGAGUUCGGACAGUCCAUGCUGCAGGUCGCUGCUCAGGCCUCCAGAGGUCAGCCGGUCUCCUCUGGGUUCGGCUGCCCCUACACGGCCAACGGAGCGUUCUCCUACCCUCCCCCCCCCCCGAAUAAUGGAGUGUAUCCGGCUGGACCUCCGCCCGGAUACACCUACCCCAACCCCCCCCC
Messenger RNA from Gymnodraco acuticeps, 706 nucleotides. RefSeq names its product WW domain binding protein 2 (gene wbp2). Gene Ontology annotation, molecular function: transcription coactivator activity; chromatin DNA binding. Gene Ontology annotation, biological process: positive regulation of DNA-templated transcription. NCBI's taxonomy places the organism in Eukaryota, Metazoa, Chordata, Actinopteri, Perciformes, Bathydraconidae. Gene Ontology annotation, cellular component: nucleus. The record is from RefSeq and is a predicted model, not a curated record.